This is a messenger RNA of Epinephelus lanceolatus (giant grouper), 8176 nucleotides long. Lineage: Eukaryota; Metazoa; Chordata; Actinopteri; Perciformes; Serranidae. The record is from RefSeq and is a predicted model, not a curated record.
AUGGACCUGCAGGCUAACAGGUACCACACCUUUAAUGCCACAACGAUCCGGGUAGACGGCUCCUCUCGUGCUCUGCAGUAUGAGACUGUGCAGGCUGUGGAGAACGGACCCAUCCUCAGAGACAUGGCCUUCUCUUCUGAUCACCACUACCUCUAUGUCAUGUCUGAGACCCAGCUGUCAAGAGUGCCAGUGGAGGCCUGUGGUCAGUACUCAACCUGCAGCGAUUGUCUCGGGUCAGGAGAUCCCCACUGUGGCUGGUGUGUCCUGCACAACAUGUGCACCAGAAAGGAGAAAUGCGAGCGCUCAUCAGAGCCCCGUCGCUUUGCAUCAGACAUCAAGCAGUGUGUGCGUCUCAGCGUCCACCCAAACAACAUCUCAGUGUCCCAGUUUAGUGUCACGUUGGUGCUGGAGGCCCAUAAUGUCCCAGAACUUUCUGCGGGUGUUAAUUGCACCUUUGAGGAUCUGGCUGAGAUGAACGGCUUGGUGGAGGGAAACCGAAUCAAGUGCUCCUCCCCUGCUGAGAAAGAGAUGCCACGCAUUAUUGUUGACAAAGGUGACCACCAGAUUGUGCAGCUCUAUCUCAAGUCCAAGGAGACAGGCCUGGCGUUUGCGAACACCAGUUUUGUUUUCUACAACUGCAGCGUGCACAAAUCGUGUCUGUCAUGUGUGAGCAGUCCUUACCAGUGCCACUGGUGUAAAUACAGGCAUGACUGUACCCACGACCCACGGACGUGUUCCUUCCAGGAGGGCAGAGUCAAGAAGCCUGAGGGGUGUCCCCAGCUGCUGCCUGCAGACAGGAUCCUGGUGCCAGUCAACGUGGUAAAGCCCAUCACCCUACGGGCCAAGAACCUCCCCCAGCCGCAGUCUGGACAGAGGGGGUACGAGUGUCUGCUGACCAUCCAGGGAAACGAGCACAGGGUUCCCGCCCUGCGCUUCAACAGCUCCUCAGUGCAGUGUCAGAACACAUCGUAUUUCUAUGAUGGGAUGGAGAUGAGCAGUCUUCCCGUGGAGCUGACCGUCAUCUGGAACGGAGAUUUCAGCAUCGACAACCCCGCCCACAACAAAGUCCAUCUGUACAAGUGCGACGCCCAGCGUGGAAGCUGCGGUUUGUGUCUGAAGGCAGACCCGCUGUUCGGAUGUGUUUGGUGUAAAGGAGAGAACCGCUGCACCCUCAAACAACAUUGCCCCCACCCUGAGAACCAGUGGCUGGAGCACAACGGCAUCAACAGCAAGUGCACCCACCCACGAAUCACACAGAUCACACCUCUGCGGGGCCCCAGGGAGGGUGGCACGCUCGUGACUAUUCGUGGCGAGAACCUGGGGCUGGAGUUCAGAGAGAUUCAGGAUAACGUGAAGGUGGCCGAAGUGGACUGCACACCCAUACGGGAGGGCUACAUCCCUGCUGAACAGAUUGUGUGUGAGAUGGGUAAAGCAGAGAAGAGCCAGUAUACUGGCAACGUGCAGGUCUGUGUCGGGGUUGGAGAGUGCAGACCUGAAUUCAUGGCAAAGUCCUCCAAGUACUACUAUUUUGUGAUCCCAAGGAUUAUCAACCUGAAGCCCAGCCGAGGGCCGGUCUCUGGAGGGACCAUUGUCAACAUCACCGGCAGCCACCUCGACGCUGGGAGCAACGUGUCAAUCAUGUUUAAGGACCAGCCGUGCACUUAUCUGAGGAGGGGUGGCCAAUGGCUCACCUGCCGAACCCACGCUUCCCUGCACGGCUAUGGAAACGUGUCCGUGUCCGUGAGCAUAGACAAGGCUCAUCUCCAGAAAGACCUGCGGUUUGAGUAUGUGGAAGAUCCCACCAUCACCAAGAUAGAACCUGAGUGGAGCAUCUACAGUGGACAUACCCCAGUGACAGUGACAGGAACUAACCUGGACAUCAUUCAGACCCCGCUCAUCAGAGCCAAAUAUAACAGCCAUGAGACCCUCAAUUUGUGCCAGGUGCUCGGCCCUACGUCCAUGCUCUGCCAGGCCCCAGAGCUGCCCAUCAGUCUGGCCAGGCAGCAAGAGGUGCCUGAAAGACCUGAUGAGUUUGGCUUUAAACUGGACGAUGUGCAGGCGCUGAUGGCGCUCAACAACACCAACUUUAUCUACUACCCCAAUCCUGAGUUUGAACCACUCAGUGUGUCCGGGGUGCUGGAGCUAAAACCUGGAUCACCCAUAAUACUGAAGGGGCGGAACUUCCUUCCACCAACCAAUAGUGGAAACGGAAAGCUGAACUACACAGUUUUUAUUGGCGAGAAGCCCUGCAUGUUAACAGUGUCAGAGACCCAGCUGCUCUGUGAGUCACCCAACCUGACAGGUCGACACAAGGUCCUGGCGCGUGUUGGCGGUAUCGAGUUUUCCCCAGGUGUGGUCCACAUCACGUCUGACAGCCCGCUCAGCAGCACGGCAAUCAUUGGCAUUGCCGCAGCGGGUGCUCUGCUCAUCCUCUUCAUUGUGGUGGUUCUCAUUGCCUACAAGCGCAAGUCUCGUGAGAGUGACCUGACACUGAAGAGGCUACAGAUGCAGAUGGACAACCUUGAGUCACGUGUGGCUCUGGAGUGCAAAGAGGCUUUUGCAGAGCUCCAGACAGACAUCCAUGAGCUGACCAGUGAUCUGGAUGGAGCAGGAAUUCCCUUCCUGGACUACAGGACCUACACCAUGAGGGUCCUCUUCCCAGGCAUAGAGGAACAUCCAGUACUCCGAGACCUGGAGGUGCCAGGCUACCGCCAGGAGCAAGUAGAGAAAGGGCUGAAACUCUUCGGCCAGCUCAUUAACAACAAGGUCUUCCUGCUGUGUUUUAUUCGCACGCUCGAGGCCCAGCGUGGUUUCUCCAUGAGGGACCGCGGCAACGUGGCCUCACUGAUCAUGACAGUGCUGCAGAGCAAGUUGGAGUACGCCACUGAUGUCCUAAAGCACCUGCUGUCCGACCUCAUAGACCGCAACCUUGAGAGCAAGAACCACCCCAAGCUGCUGCUCCGCAGGACCGAGUCUGUGGCAGAGAAAAUGCUGACCAACUGGUUCACGUUUCUCCUCUACAAGUUUCUGAAGGAGUGUGCCGGCGAACCCCUCUUCUCCCUCUUCUGUGCCAUCAAGCAGCAGAUGGAAAAAGGCCCCAUUGACUCCAUCACAGGAGAGGCACGCUACUCGCUCAGCGAGGACAAGCUCAUCAGACAACAGAUUGACUACAAGACGCUGGUGGUGAACUGCAUCCACCCAGAGAAUGAGAAGAGCCCGGAGAUCCAGGUGAAGGUGCUGAACUGUGAUACCAUCAGCCAGGUGAAGGAGAAGAUCCUGGACGCCAUCUACAAGAAUGUCCCUCACUCCCACCGCCUAAAAGCCUCCGACAUGGACCUGGAAUGGCGUCAGGGUCGAGGACAGCGCAUGAUCCUGCAGGAUGAAGACGUCACCACCAAGAUCGAGGGUGACUGGAAGAGACUGAACAUGCUGUACCAUUACCAGGUACCUGAUAAUGCGGUAAUGGCCUUGGUUCCCAAGCAAGUUACAGCCUACAAUUCAGUAAACAACUCCACUGUGUCUCGAACUUCUGCGAGUAAAUAUGAGAACAUGAUCAAGUACACUGGAAGCCCCGACAGCCUGCGCUCUCGUACUCCUAUGAUCACUCCUGACUUGGAGAGUGGGGUCAAGGUUUGGCACCUUGUGAAGAACCAUGAGCAUGGAGACCAGAAGGAGGGUGACCGCGGCAGCAAGAUGGUCUCUGAGAUCUACCUGACACGACUUCUGGCUACCAAGGGUACGUUACAGAAGUUCGUGGAUGACCUGUUUGAGACCAUCUUCAGCACGGCCCAUCGAGGCAGCGCCCUGCCACUGGCCAUCAAAUACAUGUUUGACUUCCUGGACGAGCAGGCCGACAAACACAACAUCCAUGACCCGCAUGUCCGACACACAUGGAAGAGCAACUGCCUACCUCUGCGUUUCUGGGUGAAUGUGAUCAAGAACCCCCAGUUUGUGUUUGACAUACAUAAGAGCAGCAUCACAGAUGCCUGUCUGUCCGUGGUGGCCCAGACCUUCAUGGACUCCUGCUCCACCUCAGAACACCGCCUUGGGAAGGACUCACCCUCCAACAAGCUGCUUUAUGCCAAGGACAUUCCCAGCUACAAGAGCUGGGUGGAGAGGUACUACUCAGACAUUGGGAAGAUGCCAGCGAUCAGCGACCAGGACAUGAAUGCCUACUUGGCAGAACAGUCACGGAUGCACAUGAACGAGUUCAACUCCAUGAGCUCUCUCAGUGAGAUUUACUCCUAUGUGGGCAAAUACACUGAGGAGAUUGUGUGUUCACUGGAGCAGGACGAUGCAGCCCGGAAACAGAGGCUGGCCUUCAAGCUGGAGCAGGUUGUGGCCUUCAUGAGUCUGGAGAGCUGAGGACCGCACUUCCCAGGGCGCACUGGGAAAAGACCCCAUCAGAAACCGAGCCGUGCCUGAGCGAAGACCUGUCCCCAUCUUUUUCAUCAUGUGACUUCCUCCCUCCGCCUUUCAAAGAUGAUGACUUCUUCCUUGACCUUUUUUCUGCUUCCUCUUCCCUGAGAAAUAUUUUUCUUUUCCUCAUCCACUCUGCUGCAUAGACUAGUUUACCUGAAGAUAUCGGAAGGGUGGUUCGGGGCUGAGGUCGGCAUUUCCCACAAUGCAAUGCGGGGGAUCCCUCAGCUUCACCACAGGGAGAGCUUCAAGGGGCGAUUGCUUGAAAGCUGGCCAUAUUGGCAUACUUCAGUCCCCCUGCUGGAAGACAAGAGGGGAAAAACAUUUUUAUGUUGCCUUCAAGAAUUUACACUGAUAAGUAAUUCUUUAAAAACCACAAUGUUGGGUGUCCAUUUUGUUGAGAACUUUUUUCAAAAAUAGGAUAGUUAAAGUAAAACCAUCUCUAGAGUCCAGUUUAUUGUAGUUCUAUAUUCAAUGUAUGGAAUCAAGAGGAAACAUCAACAAUGAUGACUGCAAGCCAAAUGAACACCUCUGAAGAAAAAUUAAUGCAAGGAUGGUUUGCCAAGUUUACACUGUACCUACAAGUGAAGCAUACAUAUCUGCGAAAUUUGGGGCGAGUCCAGGCAAACCUAGAAUGUUCUUGUGUUCUUUCAAUGUAGCUGGAGUUGUAUUUAAGAAAAAGACUGAUGAGGGGUAGGGAAGGAUUAGUGCUUCUCUGAACUUUUCCUUUAUCGAAAUGUGACUGACACUAAAACUUUACAAACCAGAGCAUCCCCGAUCUAUACCCCUUUGCAACAUUCGCACAUUGUUCCCCGCCCAGCAUACAUUUACUUCAAAGAAAACGCUCAUGAUUUCUGCUUUCAUCUGGCUUAUGUGGCUACUGCAAAAUUAACCUAUUAGACAAAACCCUGGAGGCCCCCCGACCCAAGUUGGAUCCUCUGUAAGAAGCACACAACCAACCCUGGAAGACAGUGUUUUGACUGCUAAUCCAAACACCAGAAGCAGUCUUUGUCUGGCUCACGCCACUUCCAAUCUUGUGUCGCCAACGCGACAGUCUAUCAAAGCACACAUACAUACACGCACAGAUACACACACAAUCAGCAGUUGCACAAGAUCCUGACUGCCCAGAUAUCUACGCCAACCCUGGAGGAGGUAAAGGGAAAAGCUGACUGAAAUGUACUGGGUAAGAAACUGCUUGAACAUUUUAAAAGAAGAAGAACGAUUCAAUACAGUGUAGCCAGAGACGGCUGACUGCUCCCUGAAGGGGCCCUGUUGUGAGAGUAGCACUUCUUUCCCAGGAUGUUCUUAUUUAAAGACUUUUGUGUGGAAAAAUCAAACAAGAUGGACUUAGUCGGUCAGCCAAAAACCAAAGGAGCUUGAAAUUUUCAAAACGGUCAAAAAUGUAUUUGUAAAGUGCCACUGAGGAACUGACAAAAAAAGGACGAUGUAAAAGACAACCACUUCUAGGACAAAAAAAAAUUAUUGUGACUGGAACUUUAACAAACCUGUGUGAUUUUUCUGACCUCAGUGUGUCGAGGUGAGAGGCUCUGUGGGCGAGGUGAUCCGAUCCUCCUUCCUCUUUCCAUCGUCCCCGGUCUCUCCGGCUCUCGGCACACCGUUCACCCUUGUGUCCGGCUCCUGACUUGCCAGUUUUCUUUUCUGUUUUGCACAAGCGUUGGAGACGGUAGCUAGUUGCAUACGGCAAAACCCCAACUCUUGAGUGUGUAACUGUUGAGGCGCUCUUGUCUGUAUUAGUGUAGUUGUCCUCAGUGGCGGCAGGGGGCGGCCUUCUCCAAGCCUCAAAAGAAAAGAGAAAAAAGAAAAAAAAAAUCUGAUAAAGCAGAGCAGGAACAGAAACAAGACGUGAGCAUCAUGGCAGGAUAAACAGAAAGCGAUAGACUUUAAAAAGUAGAUACGACUUGUUGGAGAGAGCGAUUGAAAGAGAGAUGAUGGAGGCGCCCUCCGUACCUUUUGACCUCUGCCCUUUCUUUUGCCUUGACAACGUGCCCCAUGUGGUGAUGUGAAUGUGUGAAGACCGCCCUAGGUCCACCUUGGGUCCUUUAUUGGCUUUUUAAGCGCAUGUAAAACGUAAACAAUUUAAGAAACUUAUUUAAAAAAAAAGUGAAAAAUAAGAAAAUUAAGCCUUGCAAUGAUGAUGUGGAUGUGUUCUUUUAUCUUUCUUUUGCUUGGAAGAAUCGAGAUGGAAAAAGUGGAUUGUUCAUGUAAUAAAAACUAUAACUUUCGUUUAAGGUGGAACCUUUAUCCAGCUCAACCCCCACUGCAGAACCUCAUGCCCAUGGUUUUUGUGAAGUGUUAGAUGCUAAAUAAAACAGAUAUUAUAUACCCUUGCAUGUUGACCUAUUUGGAUGGUAUGAAAUGGAACUGCCUUGCUCAAAGAUAUUUAUAUACUUCUACUAGUACUUUAAAGUCAUUCAAAAGCCAACUGUUCGUUUUAAGAUUAUGGAUCUCACAUAAAGACAACAUCGACUCUGUUUUGAAUUCCUCGUUGCUCCAUUACAGGCCGUCAGUGUUUUGUGACAGCUGUGUCUUUCAGUUUUGGUACACAGAAGACGCAAGUCGAGUCUUGCUCUGUCUUUGCUGCUAUUACAUCUUGUUUUGAGAGUCGUCUGCUGCAUUACAUUGAUUAUUCCAUCAUGAUAAUUGCUUACAUUUUUCUUAAUCUCCAUCAGUUGAGGCCAGAACAGAAACAUUUUGAGUUGUAAAGCUGUUUUUCAGAUAAUUGAAGAUGGCCACUUAAGAAAGCAAACAGAUGACGAAGGUUCAUUUCAUAAGAAGCAACAAAAGACUGCAUCAGUUUGCUGCCGUAUGUCACAAAAUAAAAAUGUUCUCAUCCCUUUUUUAGAAGAAGCAGUGUAUACAUGUGAUUUAUCACACAGAUAAACAACUUUCUAACAAGAGAGGCACAUUAGGCUUGAUAGUAGACUUAUGUUUAAUGCUGAGUUUGGCAAGUGACUGUUUCUUUCUUAGCCCUUGUGUCAAAUGUAUGUGAGAUAUCCAAGUCCAUUAGUUCCUGUCUGCAGCUAUACAGUAUGAUGAAUGUCUGUUGUUUGAACUCGGAGGGGUACAUUCACAAGGCGUUUGCUGGACAUGUUAUGUAGUAAACAUAUCAAACCUAUCUGUUAUUGGACAAUGAGGGGAAUAGGAAUUGACUUAGCAACUUUAUAUUAAUUCACGUAAAGCUGGCAUUGAUAUUGAAAGAAACCGAAACCACAUAAUUUCAAAGAAGCCCUGUCAUUCAUGUAGCCAAUGUAUUCUCUGUCUAGACACCCAAAGUUUCCCCUCACGGCCGUGUGUUAAUAAAUAACACAAGGUGAGAGUCCUGGACUGUCCUUGUGAAUCUGCCCCCCAGUUGAACAUCCUGUCUUUCAUUUCUCCCCGUCCCCCAUCCCUCCCCCUGCAACAAAGGUCGCCUGCUAGAAGCCACCUUGUGUUGCAACGUCCACAGAUAAAGUUUCCACCUUCAAACGUUUUGUAGGAACUAAAAAUGUCCUCCUAGCUCAGUGUUAUAGCAGGUGUUACAGAAACAUGCUAGAAAAGACUUUUACUAGACCAUAUUUGAAAGAUAAAGAGUAUCUUAUCGAGAGAUAAAAACGAAACCUGGGGGAUAUAAGGCGAGCUUCUCUAACUUUGUUAUAAUUAAUUGUAUACCUGUGUAUGUAAAUAUAAUGCAUUCCUAUUUUGCAGUCAAGAACAAAAUACUAUUUGUAAUAUAGAAUAAACUUUAUUAUGAAACCAA